AUGGUCUUUCGGGAGCAUCGCUCAUUUCAAAGACCAGUACACAACAAAUUAUAUCAUAUCACGGUGUGCGAACGAAUAUCUAGAGAUCUGACUGGGACCUGGAUUCCCCCUAAUCACUUGCUUCCCCAACCAGGAGCCCAAGCUCAACAGCCUUGGGCUCUAGAGACUCCUAUUGUUCCAGAGAGGCUAAAUUGGGCUGAGGUCCAUAGGACAUCUUCUCUCCGGGAUGAAGUUACUAUUCUUAGAUCCCAGCUACGAUCCCAGGGUCAGGUGACUGAGGCACUAAGACAAACUGUGCAGGGCCUGCUGAAAGAGCAAGAGCAGCAGAAGUACCAAAUCUGUGCCCUGGAAGCAUCACUAAAGUUGCUGCAGGGGGGCCCAGAGCGGAAGACUCUUCUCCUGGAGCAAUGCCUGGACCGGCUGAGAAGGGAACUGAGGGGCCUUCGAAGCCAGGUGCAGGAACAGGCCCAAGCCCAAAUACAAGCAGGUCCACAAAAGUGCAGUGUUACCAGUGGCCUUCACCAAGAGGUGCAGAAUGAGAGGCAACUGCUAUGGGAGGAGUCAGAGGUUCUGAGGGAGGAACUGAAGUUGCUGCGGGAUCAGCUGACCCAGCAUCAGGAGCUGAUGCUGAAACAGAUGGCUGAGGGGCAGCAAGUUCAGGCCCGCAGCUGGAAGAUGUUGGAGCAGCAGCAGAGUGGCCAGGAGGGCAAGGAGGCUGCCAGGACAGAGGCUGAGGAUGCCCGGCGGGAGCAUGACCUCCUCAGGACCUCUGUUCACGUCCUUGAGUCGAAGCUACCCCUGGCUGCCACCUUUGCCAUGUCUCUUUCUUCAUCUAGCUCUGAAGUCAGUCAUCAGGACAACAACAGUAGCUGGGAACUUUUAAAGAAAUUGGAUCUCCAGAAGAGUACCCUCUCUAACCUGGAACCCAGCAACUUUCAGCUCCAGGUCCAGGGCCUUGAGCAGGAGGACCUAUCCUUUAAUGGCUCCAAGAUACUCCUGAGUGACCUGUAAGGACGUGUCAGAGUAGUAGGAUAAAGUCUUUGCUCACCUUCCCCUCCAAGGCCCGGUUUCUGGGCUCCCUGCCCCUACCCUCUUGAUCUAGCUGGUUUCUGCCCUCCCUACUGAGGCUUGUCACUGCCUGCUCACCUGUCCACCAACUGCAGUAAAAUGGCUUAACCCAC
Myotis lucifugus (little brown bat) is the source of this 1181-nucleotide messenger RNA. Its product is annotated as rab GTPase-binding effector protein 2-like. The coding region runs from base 1 to 1011 and encodes 336 amino acids. NCBI's taxonomy places the organism in Eukaryota, Metazoa, Chordata, Mammalia, Chiroptera, Vespertilionidae. The record is from RefSeq and is a predicted model, not a curated record. The transcript is spliced from 9 exons.